CCCGGCGCCGCUGCAGAGGCGCGGGCUGCGCGGGCACCAUGAGACCCGAGGCGGCGGCCGGAGCCCGGGAGGCGCGGGGGCGCGCCUGUCACUGCCCCGCGGACGGUCCCCGGAGCCCCGAGAGAACCCCGUGGAGUCCUCUCCGCAGGGUCCGGAUCCUUCAGGCCCAGAGGGGGUGCGGUUGAAAUUCACGAGCAACAAAGUAGCCAGCUGCAGCCGGGGAAUCAGUUGAAGAAUCUAGGCAGGCUGGGAGAGAAAUCCCUCAACUACUGCGACCCCUGAUAAUUGCAUCAGAUUUGGGACUUCUCAAAGCCCAGGGAAGGCGGAAGACUGAGAAAGUGGCAGGAGGAAAAAAAAACACAAGUGGCACCAGCUUAUCCACAGAUAGAACUUCCUGAGGUCUCCAGUGACUCUUUCUCAGGCAAACAUUGGAAUUGAUAAGAAUUUAACUCUCAUGAUAUGAUUCUAAAAGACACCAGAAAAUGCUGGGGUUCACCUCUGGUCCCUGCCUUUCCAGCCCCACACCGUGGAGACCUUGGAUCCUGACACCCCAAGAAGCUGAGCUGACCAGAUCUGGAAGCCCGCUCCACCCUGGAGGUGACCGAGAAAGUCCUGGAUCGAAGGGGGCCUUUGGGUUUCAGCAUCCUGUAAGACUUUAUUUACCCAUUUCAAAGCGCCAAGAAUAUCUGCAGAGUUCUGGGGAAAAAGUGCUGGCCAGUUUCCCAGUGCAAGCCACAAUUCACUUCUACAACGAUGAAUCGGAUCCAGACGAUGAAGAACAAGAAGAAGAGACCCAGUCUUUGAAACUUCAGUGCCAGGAGGCAGAAGGUCGGGUGGAGAAUGGCCCAGGAGGGAAGGGCAGAGGCCAGCUGACAAACCCGGGCUGGAGAUCUGAAGGACGCAGUGGCCUUGAUGGUAAGGGUCCACUCCCUCAUGGUGACUCUCUGGGGGGGCACUGAGCAUUCUUUGCCCAAAUAAAUGGGGUGUCUCUCCGACACCAGACGUGGCUCACAUCCACCCUUGGAGACAGCUCAGCCAAGACACCUUGCACUCCCCUCCUGUACAGGGGUCUCUGGCCAGCAUUGCACUCGCAGCAAGAACUUAGCUUGUUAAGCUUGCUUCUCCUGGUGAUUCUCUUCAGGGCGCUCAUGCAUACCAUCGAGGAGGGAUUCUAGGACCAGGAGGUUUGUGUUGACAUGGGUUGUUAUCCGACGGGACCAACUUUCAGAGCACGUUCACUAUGGUCGCUCUGCCAUCAUAUGACAGAUUAUUCCAAUGUGAAUUAAAUAACCCACCCCUGCCUCUCACUUACCCUCAGACUCAUUAUUUAGGUAUUUCUAUUUUUGUAAAAAAUGACUACAUCAUUUUUUUUUACAUCAUUUUACCAACACAAAUGAUGUGUUUGUUUAGUGGCAUUUUGAAAAUACUUAUGAAGAAUAAACAAAAUGGAAUAAUUCCCAUGAGUAACAGAAACUUUAAAUAAUUAAGUUUUAGGGCACAAUUCUGGUUAAAAGUUUAUGAUUUUCAUCUAAGGACUGGAUGUAGGAAGAUAGAAAAGAGCUUUAACUCUUAGUUGGGGACUGGGUUGGGCUUAUUACUUGAAUAAAAUAACACUGUUUUUAAUCAAAUGAUCUAAUAUAAAAUUAUUUUCACUUUUUUUAUAUUUUGAUGAUCAAAUGAUUAUGUUCCACAAGUUUAUUACUUAACUAUCUUACAUGUGAUUGUCUUCUUCUCUAUAGUACAUUAUAUAAGUUUAUACUUGAAAUAAAUAUUUUGAAAAACAAAA
Canis lupus familiaris (dog) is the source of this 1786-nucleotide messenger RNA. It is a transcript of the gene RIPPLY3, whose product is annotated as ripply transcriptional repressor 3. The record is from RefSeq and is a predicted model, not a curated record. Gene Ontology annotation, biological process: negative regulation of transcription by RNA polymerase II; embryonic pattern specification. The coding region runs from base 483 to 959 and encodes 158 amino acids. Gene Ontology annotation, cellular component: nucleus. Lineage: Eukaryota; Metazoa; Chordata; Mammalia; Carnivora; Canidae. The transcript has 4 exons.